Molecule: messenger RNA, 1212 nt
Organism: Penicillium soppii
Lineage: Eukaryota; Fungi; Ascomycota; Eurotiomycetes; Eurotiales; Aspergillaceae
Product: TDT family transporter
Exons: 5
Coding region: 1-1212 (403 amino acids)
Biological process (GO): transmembrane transport; sulfite transmembrane transport
Cellular component (GO): plasma membrane
Molecular function (GO): sulfite transmembrane transporter activity
Source: RefSeq, a predicted model, not a curated record
AUGGCCACUAACACAACUCCCAACUCCGUCACCCCUCCACAACCUCAAUUCUCGAGGAUGGAACAACACACAAAGCACGAGCAAGGGUGGAGAAGAGUAGUUCGUAAUUUCACCCCAUCAUGGUUCUCUGUCUCUAUGGGCACGGGGAUUGUUUCUCUCUUGCUUCACAAUCUACCAUACAAUGGGAUAUGGCUGUACUGGCUUUCCAUCGCGAUUUUCCUACUGAACGUACUUCUCUUCCUCGCCGGGUCUGUGAUCACUGUUCUUCGCUACACCUUAUAUCCGGAGAUCUUUCUCGCAAUGAUCAAACACCCGGUUCAGUCGAUGUUCAUCGGCACCUUCCCCAUGGGCCUUGCAACGAUCAUCAAUAUGAUCUGCCUCGUAUGUGUCCCUCAAUGGGGCCAAUGGGUCAGUUAUUUUGCCUGGGGACUGUGGAUAUUUGACGCGGCAAUAUCGGUGACGGUAGCACUGUCCUUGCCGUUCAUACUCAUGGCCCAUGGCGAACAGACCCACCUAUCUUCGAUGACAGCUGUGUGGCUUCUCCCAAUCGUCAGCUGUAUCGUCGCCGCCUCCUCUGGCGCCAUUGUGGCGGAGGUUCUUCCGAACCCCCAGUAUGCUCUGUGGACGGUAAUCACCAGCUAUGUUCUGUGGGGUAUAGGACUCCCCCUUGCGUUAAUGGUAAUGGUGAUCUAUCUUGCACGACUUGCGCUUCAUAAAUUGCCACCUAAAGCGGUGAUUGUCAGUGUUUUUCUUCCGCUGGGUCCAUUAGGGCAGGGCGGGUAUGGGGCGAUGAAACUGGGACAAUGUGCGCGAGAUAUUUUCCCCGAAACACAAACCCUCGAACAAACCUCUGGAUCAACAUUCUAUGCGCUCGGUUUUCUUGUUGGAUUAAUUUUAUGGUCCUUUGGACUUGUUUGGCUUUUCUUUGCAAUCGCCUCGAUCGCUCGCAACAAGACAUUUCCUUUCAACAUUGGGUGGUGGGGAUUUACGUUUCCUUUGGGAGUAUUUGCCACCACCACCUGUCAAAUGGGUAGAGAACUCCCAUCUGAAUUCUUUAAUAUUAUUGGAACGAUCCUAUCUAUUUUUGUCGUGAUAUUGUGGAUCAUCGUGAGUAUUGGAACACUGAAAGGGGUCGUUUCAGGGAAACUUUUUGUUGCACCUUGUUUGGCCGACCUACGGGUAGAAGACAAGGAUGCGGGCAAGACAGCGUGA